AUGCCGAAGAAGUAUGUAUAUACAAAAAGAGGGAAGACACAAAACUAUAGAGAGUGGGACCUUGAAAAAGCAGUGAAAGCUGUUCAAGAUAACAGCAUGUCUAUACGGAAAGCAUCUACCAUGUAUGGCGUUUCAAAAAGCACCAUAGGUGACCGCAUAAGCGGUAAACAUGAGUUACAUGUUCCUAACGGCCGCCCUCCGCAUAUUCCGAGAGAUGUAGAAAGAAAAAUUGUUGAUGCGGUAAAAAUGGCUGCAAGGAGAGGAAUUGGAUUAACCAGGAAGCAGGUUCUUGCUAGAACAAACGUUCUUUGCAGAAGAAUGAAGAUUGGAUCGGGAUACACCAACUUUACAGCAGGAAAGGACUGGUGGGAAGGAGUGAAGCGCAGGCAUCCGGAUGUAGUCAUCAGAAAACCAGAAAAGCUGACAAGUACACGCGCACGUAUGAUGAAUAGAGAAGUAAUUAACAGUUAUUUUAAUGACUUAGGUACAAUUGUUGAAGGUCUCAAUCUUGAAGGGAAUCCAAGGGUAAUAUGGAACUGUGAUGAGAUGGGAAAGAAUUUCGAACAUGAUCCUGUGCGCGUUGUUGCUGAGAAGGGAGAGAAAAACUGUUUGAGCAGAACGAGUUCAAAAUCAACAAACAUCACAGUUAUGACAUGCGUAAACGCUUCUGGGAGACGAAUGCCACCCAUGUUUGUUGUGAAGGGAAAAACUUCAAGAUCCCUUUAUGGAUUCAAUACUUCCGCUGCCCCAAUUGGUACACGUUGGGCUUGGCAAAAGAAUGGAUGGAUGGACGAUAACCUAGGAGAACGUUGGUUCAAUGAAGUAUUUUUAGAGUUUUGUGGUUCCGAGAGGCCCCAACUUCUCAUUUUGGACGGUCAUUCAUCUCAUGAAACUCUUGGGAUCCUUAUGAGAGCUAUGGAAGAGAAUAUUCAUAUUUUGGCUCUUCCUCCGCAUACAACCCAUGCCCUUUAG
Messenger RNA from Mercenaria mercenaria, 972 nucleotides. Its product is annotated as jerky protein homolog-like. NCBI's taxonomy places the organism in Eukaryota, Metazoa, Mollusca, Bivalvia, Venerida, Veneridae. Gene Ontology annotation, cellular component: nucleus. Bases 1 to 972 code for a protein of 323 amino acids. The transcript has a single exon. Gene Ontology annotation, molecular function: DNA binding. The record is from RefSeq and is a predicted model, not a curated record.